This is a messenger RNA of Adineta ricciae, 1173 nucleotides long. The record is from the annotation of a GenBank genome assembly. Lineage: Eukaryota; Metazoa; Rotifera; Eurotatoria; Adinetida; Adinetidae.
AUGGUAUACACGAUCGCUUCGGGAAACUGUGAAUCUACUGUGCAGAGAACAGCUCGUUUAGACAGUGAUGAGCAGAAUGAGGCAUACGUACCAUAUCUCAAACUUAGUCAUGACGAGAUGGUUCGCUUGCGUUUGCAUAAUACGUUGAUCAACGCCGUCAUUGUCACGUAUAUGGUGGGUGGCUAUGUAGCGGCUCUAUAUUUGAUAAUGUGCAUGAAUUCAUUGUUGAUUUUGAUUGCGGCAACCAUACUGCUUAUGCACACUAUGAUUGUGGCACUGACACUUACUCACGAAUGCUCGCAUAGCUGUAUCGCCCAGUCAACAUGGCUUAAUCAUGUAGUUGGCGAAAUUACCUUGGUGAUAUCGGGAGCGUUAUACGUACCGUUUACUGAGUUACAACGACAGCACAAUGAGCAUCAUGCUGUUCAGGUGGGGAUAGACUCGUAUCAAGUCUCACAUAUCUUGUCGACUUGGCCACAUUGGUUACAGAUUUUAAUACUCCCACUGGAAGCCUGCUACAUCCCAGUGCUAUCAUUUAUAUCCUGGUGGCGCACACUGAUCGUACCAUUGUACGUACACAAAUAUCAACACUUACGUAAGCGAAUUGUCAUCGUGUUUGUAUUACGACAUACUUUCUUCUAUACCAUGUGGUGUAUACGACCAAUUUCGCUGGUGUGUUACUUUGCAGCACAUGUGCUGUUCAUCGACGUCAUGCGUGUAUAUGACGCCUAUCACCAUACUUUCCAGAUUGUGUCACGAGGUACGCUACCACCAAAGCACGAUCCUGACUACGAACAACAAACGACCUAUUCUACAGUGUUUGGUCGGAACACAUUGACUCGUCGUAUCAUGGAUAUGAUAUUUUUGAACUACGGUUAUCAUAACGCUCAUCAUCGAUAUCCAAGAGUGCCAUGGCAUCGACUGCAAGAGUUGGAUGCAAUAAUGUAUCCUAAAUCGAACGGGCAUAUUAUACGUCUCCCAGGUGCACUGAAAGAAUAUCAUAGAAGACGCAUCGAUCGGAUUACUCAAAAGCGAGGCGACUCGUUCGGUAAACCAAAACUCAAUCCAGCGAAAGAUGCCGAUAGUCUGCUGAUAAACAACUACAUUGGAGUUGUGAUGAAUAUAUCCAGCUUAGUAUUGGACGUCGGCGAUUAUAGUAUGGAAAGACAUUAA